Lotus japonicus is the source of this 1810-nucleotide messenger RNA. RefSeq names its product protein CASP-like. Gene Ontology annotation, biological process: intra-Golgi vesicle-mediated transport. The transcript has 16 exons. Gene Ontology annotation, cellular component: Golgi membrane. The coding region runs from base 1 to 1662 and encodes 553 amino acids. Lineage: Eukaryota; Viridiplantae; Streptophyta; Magnoliopsida; Fabales; Fabaceae. The record is from RefSeq and is a predicted model, not a curated record.
AUGUCUGAGCUCGAAUCUGAAAACCGAAAAAUGAAAGUUGAGCUUGAGGAAUUUAGAACAGAGGCAACUCACUUGAAGAAUCAGCAGGCUACGAUACGAAGACUUGAAGAACGAAGUAGGCAGUUAGAGCUGCAGAUGGAAGAGAAAGUAAAAGAAAUUGUGGAGAUUAAGCAGCGCAAUCUGGCAGAAGAGAAUCAGAAAACAUUAGAAAUUUUAAAAGAAAGGGAACAGUUACUGCAGGACCAACUGCAGAGUGCAAAAGAAAGUGUUUCUACUAUGCAGAAAUUACAUGAACUUGCACAAAACAAGUUGUUUGAACUUCGUGCUCAAUCUGACGAAGAGAGGGCAGCUAAGCAAGCUGAGGUCAAUCUGCUGAUGGAUGAAGUUGAACGAGCACAAACAAUGCUUCUUGGCUUGGAGAGAGAGAAGGGGGUUCUCCGAUCUCAGUUACAAACCACAAAUCAAGAUGGUGAAAUUAAGAAGAGUGAUAAUUCAGACUCAACUGUUGCACUUGAGAAUUCUUUAAUUGCCAAAGAUAGGCAAAUCUCUGAAUUGAACAUGGAGCUACACAAUAUUGAAACAACCUUAUCAAAUGAACGUGAAGAACAUAUGAAAGAUGUCAAAAAAUUUACUGCACUGCUCAAUGAAAAGGAGGCUUCUAUUGAGGCAAUGAGGAAAGAGCUUCACGCAAGGCCAACAGAAAAGAUGGUUGAUGAUUUGCGUAAGAAAGUGAAGAUUUUGCAGGCAGUGGGUUAUAAUUCAAUUGAGGCUGAAGACUGGGAAGUAGCAACAAGUGGGGAGGAGAUGAGCAAGAUGGAAUCUCUUCUUCUUGAUAAGAACCGAAAAAUGGAACACGAGCUAACACAAUUGAAGGUGAAACUUUCUGAAAAAACUUCUUCACUCGAAAUAGCAGAACAGAAGGCAGUGGAACUUACUACUAAGGUUAAUGAACAACAAAAACUGAUACAAAAGUUGGAAGAUGAUAUAUUAAAGGGCUAUAGUUCUAAUUCCAAAGAUCAUAAAGGAUUCCCUGAUGACUGGGAUCUAUCCGAGGCUGGUAGGAGUGAGGUGUCUGAGAAUAUGGAUCAAAGGCAUGCCUUAGAUCAAGAUCAGAGCUCAAUGCUUAAGGUAAUCUGUAAUCAGAGAGAUCGAUUCAGAAUACGCUUGCGAGAGACAGAAGAGGAAAUAAGGCAGUUGAAGGAGAAGAUUCGGGUACUAAUAGGGGAACUUGAAAAGACCAAAGCAGAUAAUGUCAAGCUAUAUGGGAAGAUUCGUUAUGUCCAAGAUUACAAUACGGCGAAAGUGGUCUCUAGGGGUUCUAAAAAGUAUGCAGAAGAUCUUGAAAGUGGUUUCACGUCAGAUGUUGAAUCUAAAUACAAGAAGAUAUACGAGGAUGAUAUAAAUCCUUUUGCUGCAUUCUCAAAAAAGGAAAGGGAUCAAAGAUACAAGGAGUUGGGAUUCAGGGACAGAAUCACACUCAGCAGCGGACGUUUUCUUCUUGGUAACAAGUAUGCCCGUACCUUUGCAUUCUUUUAUACCAUCGGGCUGCAUAUGUUGGUCUUUACCUGUCUCUAUCGAAUGUCGGCUCUGAGUUAUCUUAGCCAUGGCCCAGAGGAACCUCUGAUCGGAGCGAGGAAGGUUGAUCUUCCGCGUGGACCUUAGUGGAUAUACAACUUAUUUUCUGUAGUCAGUUUUCAGAUGGAAUGAAAACAAAUUGUCAAUAUUCUAAUAAUAUCAAGUGUCUUGUACAUAUAACAACAGUGUUUUGUUCUGAUAUAUAUAUUGAUGCAAUGAAAUAUAGAGGUUCUUU